UAUAAUACCCCUAUGUUUAUCGUUUCUCUUCUUCGUAUUUGCAGGAAAGAAGAAACCUAAUCCCUCUGUGUCGACGGCUUCCUUAUGGUUCUGAUUAUAGCAUUUCGUUGUAGAUAUAUUGGUCCCAAAUUUUGAUUGCAAGGUUGUAUUUUAUCUCCUUGCUCUGAUUUAUUCAAUUGGUGUAUCACGGUGAUGAUCUGUUUAGAUGCUGUGAUUUGGGCCCCUCGUCUUCAAUCCGAUGCUAACUUUGCGUGAACGAAAUUACGCACUGAAUAUGCAUAGCCUCUGGUGGUGUAUCUUUGGUGUGAUGUUGUUCUGUUGUCCAUCAUCUGAUCUUGGCCCUUUAUUUGAGGUGUGAAAAUCCAAGCCUCAGUAGCUAAGCAUGUAGGAUCAGAUGUUGAUAUUGAAGUUGGUUUUGUUUACAAGUUUUCACAUUUUAGGGUGAUUCCAAAUGAUCGUCCACUUCGUUUUAACAACACUAGAUUCAGGCUUUGCUUUGAUGUGGAAACUACUAUUUUCUUAUUUGGGGAUCCUUCCAUUCCUCGUGAGGCAUGGUCGUUUUAUGACACAGCAGAAAUAGAAAGAUGCAGGGGAACCUUCUCACAUUUGAUAGAUUUUAUUGGGUUGCUGUUGGCUGUUUCCCCUGUCAGGCGUAUGGUUCAGUAUGGAAGGAUUAGGAAAAUGAUGAUUAUUGAGUUGAUAGAUCCAGCUGGUAGGAUUCGCUGUGUACUGCUUGGGGAGAUGGUUGACUUACUCAUGCUACAACUGUCCUCAAAUUGGGUCAAUAGGCCAAUUCUAACCUUGCAGUAUUUUCAGGCUAAAUAUAUUAGAGACAGAGUGAUCAUUCAAAAUGUGAAUCAUUUUUCAAAGCUAUAUAUCAAUUCUGGCUUUGAAGCUGUUUCUGCAUUUACUCGAAGGCUGUUUGCUGAAGGUAUCAAGAUUGAAGAACCUGUUGGGUUUUUAUCUUGUCCUGGUCCCCAAAGUAAUAUCAGGGAUGAUAUGUUGUCUCUUCACCCAAGGAAAACACUGUCUCAACUGGUUGUAUCCAAUAAGGAUUCUGUGGUUAUUACCCAUGCUCGUAAUGUAUCUGCUUUUAGAGAUCAACCUUGGACAUAUCCCUCAUGCUUAUGUCAUGAGGAAUUGAUUGUGCGUGGUGGUGUGUAUGAGUGUGUUAGGUGUGAACGAUUUUUCUACAAGAUGCUGAGAAGGUAUCGGCUUAAAGUAGAGGUGUUCGAUGGUUCAAAAAAUGCUGUUUUUUUCCUUAAUGAUUCUCAAGUGAAGGAGUUGAUCAGUUUGUCUCCAGAUGAUCUGUUGUAUCCUCUGGAUUCUAUUGCUGAUGUUGACUUUCCACUGGAGGUUCAGGAAAAAGUUAUUGGCAAAGAAAUUUUGUUUAAAGUUUCUAAGAUUCCUGGGAUUAAAUUAAGGGGGUAUCCUUGCUUUGAGGUUCUUCGUAUGUGUGCUGAUCCUGAAAUCACAUCUGCGUUCUUUUUCGAAGUGGCCAGUUCUACAUCUAUGAUGGUGACGGAUGGUGAAGGUGAACAUGCUACAUAUGUUGCUGGAUAUGGAGAAAGAAUCAUUGAUGGUGUUCCAACAAACUUUGUGAAAAGAAAACUUGAAGUCUCUGGGAGUGAUGUUUAUGAAGAUGUAGGUAGCAAGUCAGGAAAGUUUGAAACAUGUGUGGUGCAGAAGCUAGAAAUCAGUAGCCAUGAUUUUGCCAAUGCUGAUGAUGGAAUGUUAGGUGAAAUUAAUCGCUUGAAGGCAAUUCAGCUAACUGAUGGUGGAUCCGAUUGUGAAGGUCAUUUGAUUCCAGUGGAUGGGUUCAAGGUCCGCGAAAAUCAUGAGCCUAAGUUUUAACUUGGUGACUUUUAGAUGUUUAUUACUUCGUGUUGACAUUAGCUUGCUGGGUAUUAUGUGUUAUUAUUAUGGAGGCCCCUUUUUUGUAUAUCUAUGGGUCCAUUGAACUAUGUUGUUUUUAAUUAACUUUCAUGGUAGAUGUCCUAUGUUACAAGUACAUGUAGUGUGCUGAACUUGAUUUAAAUCUGGUAUUUGUAACCUUUUGAGAACUGUGACUUGCAGUAUUGUAGCUUAAGUAACCAUGUUAUCAAUGUAUUUUGUGGUGUUUGUAAUUA
Messenger RNA from Lotus japonicus, 2129 nucleotides. RefSeq lists its product as uncharacterized. NCBI's taxonomy places the organism in Eukaryota, Viridiplantae, Streptophyta, Magnoliopsida, Fabales, Fabaceae. The coding region runs from base 655 to 1854 and encodes 399 amino acids. The record is from RefSeq and is a predicted model, not a curated record. The transcript has 10 exons.